GGUUGCUAAAAAAACACUAUUUGUCCUUAAUAAACAUAUAUAAUGAUGAUCAGAAACAAGAUAAUGAUGAUCAAGGUACUGCAAGCAACAAUUUUGCUUUCGAAAAGAAAAAGAUAUGCCCCAGCCCUUCUGAAGCGUAACGGAGUGGAUAAGAAACUCAGAAGCAAAAUCGAUGGCUGCACAAGAAACAGGGUUUCUUUGAGAUUAGCAAAGCCAAUCCUGUUAGGGGAGCUGGAGAAGGAAGCCAUCUGCGUAUUCUCACCAUUGUGCCUCCAAAUUUCACUGGGCACGAGCGGUUCCGUGUCGUCUUCCUCUGUUAAAGAUGUGUUCCAAAGUUUCGUCAAAUUCUCGACCACUGAUGAUAUCUGCUUCUUUGCUAAAAGAUGCAUCGAAUCUGUACUUGCUGAUGGCAGCCCGUUGGAUGGCCCUUUCUUGUCCUGUGCUUUCUCUGUCUGGAUUGAUGACCCUAUGGGGCCUAUUAUUCCGGAGUUCGACGGGUGUAUCCGUCAUUAUUUUCGGGCUCCUGCCAAACUAGCUAUUUUCCAAAACAAGCCCGUCGAGGCGGCCAGCGUAGUGAAUGCCUGGUUUGAAAAAAGAACAAAAAGGCCUCAUCAAAGAUAUUCUUUCGCCGGAUGCCCUCAACAAAUCAACGAGAAUAAUUCUAGCAAACGCGUUUUACCUCAAAGGAGCUUGGGGCUGCAAGUUUGUUAAAUCACGGACUAAAGAACACGAGUUUUACCUCUUGAAUGGCAGCGUGGUUAAGGCCCCUUUCAUGACCAGCGGGGAUCGCCAGUAUAUCCGGGCUUAUGAUGGUUUCAAAGUGUUGCGCCUCCCUUUCGCACAAGGCAGAGAUAACGAGAGACAUUUCUCCAUGUAUUGGUAUCUUCCUGAUGAUUCCAAUCACGUUGGGUUGAAUGAUUUGGUGCAAAAACCCACUUCUGCACCUUCUUUUAUAGAGUCUCAUAUACCGCAUAUCAAAGUUAGAGUAGGCAACCUCCUCAUUCCAAAGUUGAAGAUGCCGUUUCAAUUUGAGGCUUCGAGCAUUCUAAGAGGUUUGGGGUUCAAAUCGCCUUUUAAGAAGCAUUACGGGUUCACCGACAUGGUAGGUCGAAAAGGUAUACGCGCGCUUCGUAUUUCGAACGUUGUCCAAAAAUGUUACAUUGAAGUUGAUGAAGAAGGUGCCGAUCAACCUGCUGCUGCUGCUGCUGCUGCAAGUAAAGUCAUCAUAUUUCCAAAGUCUAAUGUGGCAGCUGCACCAAAAAAAGUUCAAAAGCGCAGGAUAGACUUUGUUGCUGAUCACCCGUUUCUUUUCGUUAUAAGAGAAGAUGUGCGGUGGAGUAGUGGUAUUCAUGGGCAGCGUCCUUAA
This is a messenger RNA of Oldenlandia corymbosa var. corymbosa, 1366 nucleotides long. Lineage: Eukaryota; Viridiplantae; Streptophyta; Magnoliopsida; Gentianales; Rubiaceae. The record is from the annotation of a GenBank genome assembly.